This is a messenger RNA of Racocetra persica, 305 nucleotides long. NCBI's taxonomy places the organism in Eukaryota, Fungi, Glomeromycota, Glomeromycetes, Diversisporales, Gigasporaceae. The record is from the annotation of a GenBank genome assembly.
AAAGCAAUGCUUCUGAUAACAAUGAUUCAAUGUUGGUUAUUAAAGUCGACAACGAUGAAGAAGAGUCUAAUAAAUCAAAAAACAGACCUAAGGAAACUUUUAAUAUUAAGAUCCAGCAGAAUAAUAAAUUGAAAGAAGAAAACAAGAAAAAUAUGAACAAAAAAAAUCAAAAAAUUAAACGAAUCAGAAAAAAAAAUGUGUACAAAAUUAGACAAUUAUUCCUUAAACAAAAUUGUAAACGAAAUAUGCUCUUCAAACAAAUAAUUGAACAUGAAUAUUUGCUUCUAAAUCAAGAAAAUGAAUGA